CCUUAUCUUGCGAUAAAGAAACACAUGUCCUGUCGAUGUUUUCACAAAAUCUCCACACAUCGAAUGUGUUAAUAGGAGUAAUGCGACUUUAAAAACUCGAAGACUUCUGAUUUUGUAAAAAGUACAUGCUAUGAUUAGAGAAUAGUUUUAAAUCACUGUAUAUUUACCAAAGAGAGUACUAGUGAUACUAUCGGCCUUAGUGCAAAGGAAAUCCACGAAUCAAAUUAUCCGAAGUACUUCGACAAAGUGAAGAAUACUAAUAAUUAACUAGGACGGAUUCUAUCUGAAAAGAUAUAUAUGCAACAUGUCAGAAUUUGUAAAUGAAAUAGUUUGGGUCCCAAUGGAUGACCGUGCUGUAGGUAAUGGCAAAGUGGCAUCUGUAUAUGAUAAUAUUAACUCAAAUGAAGACCGAAGUAGUCCAUCAAGUUCACAGAAUGAAACCCCAGUGUCUUACGAGGAUCUUAAUGUUGAAAAGGACAACGAUCUUCUAUUGAAUGGAGGAGCUGAUGCUUAUCCUAUUAAUGCUAGUGAAAAGAAAAAACAUUCACAAGAAGAUACUAAACUUGAUUUAGAAGAAGAUGAACUCGAGGACUUUGAGGAUUUAGAGUUCGAACCUAAUAAAUGUAUGCAUGGCAUCGAAAUAGCUCAAACUGCAAUAAGUGGUAUUUUUAAGAAAUAUGGAAAGCAUCUUAGGCGGUUUGCCAAAUACGGGUUCCUUGUUCUGUUCUUCGUCUAUUUUGGGUUCGCUGUGGCGUAUAAUCCGACCAAAGCCAAGGCGCUUAUCGUCAUCACAUGUCUCGUUGUUUUGGGUUUUCUAUACGGUGAGAUAAGAGACAGGUUCGGGGAAAAAAUCUAUAACUGUUGCUGCAAACCAAUCGAAAAACCUUUAUCAUCGAAAUGGAAAUAUAUCAAAUGGGUCGUUUAUAUAGCCCUGAUAAUAGGAAUCAUAGCCUUCCUUAUAUUUGAUGUGGGGCAGCAACCAGAACGUCUUGUUUCAGCAGGAGGCCUUGCGUUUCUGUACUUGGUCGCGUUCUUGUCGUCUACAAACCCUUCUAAGGUAAGAUGGCGCCCAGUAUUAUGGGGACUUGGACUCCAGUUAAUAUUCGCUAUUAUCAUCCUGCGAUGGCCGGCAGGGUAUGUCGCUUUCAAAUUCAUAGGUGACCAGGUGCAAGAGUUUUUAAGUAACAGUGACGAAGGUGCGAAAUUUGUGUUUGGCGAAAAGACAUACCUUGACCAUCCGAUUGCUAUGAAGGUUCUCCCAGUCAUAAUUUACUUCAGUGCAGUAGCUGCUGUUCUCUACUACUGGGGUGUCAUCCAGUGGAUCAUAGGCAAAAUGGCCUUCAUUAUGCAAUUCACGAUGGGUACGACUGCAGUGGAAUCGUUCAGCUGUGCAGCUAAUAUCUUCAUUAGCAUGAUGGAAGCUGCUGUAAUGAUUAAACCGUUUGUCCCCAUACUGACUGAUUCGGAACUUUUUGCUGUCAUGGUUGGAGGAAUGACAACAGUUGCGGGGCUUGCCAUUGCAAUUUAUAUCGAGUUUGGGGCGCCAGCUCAGCACGUUCUAAGUGCAGCCAUCAUGUCAGCCCCUGCAGCAAUGGCGCUGGCAAAGGUGAACUGGCCCGAGACAAAAGUCUCUAAGACAAGGAACGCCAAUGAUGUGAAUCUACCACCUGGGUCAGAGAAGAAUUCUUUGGAAGCAGCAUCUAAUGGCGCAGAGCAGUCAAAGAAACUCAUCGCGACAAUAAUUGUUGUUCUCAUAUCGUUCCUUGGCAUAGUGUCAUUUUUGAACAAAUGCCUGUCAUACUUUGGUGGCCUUGUCGGACAUCCAAUACUUAGCUUUCAGAACAUCUGCAGCUAUGUAUUUUAUCCACUUGCUAUCCUCUUGGGAUGCGACCCCAAUGACGCUGGGAAAGUUGCAAGUCUCAUUGGAAUUAAAAUAUUUGUCCUCGAUGCCGUAGCUUUCAUGCAACUUGGAGAAUACAGAACGCUGCAUAUAAUAACAGAACGUUCCGCGAUGCUGACCACAUAUGCUUUGAUAGGAUGGAGCAACUUAGCCGCAAUGACUGUGUAUAUGGGUUUGAUGAGUACUCUGCUUAGCCCAAAAAGGAAGGGGAUAUUGACAGUGAUCGGACCAAGGGCUAUGAUAAUUUCAAACAUGGCGUCCUUUUCAACUGCUUGCAUCGCUGGACUUUUACAUACGGGUGGAGACGAAUAUCUAGGUGGACCAGCUGCCAAUAUCAACUCUACUAUGAACACAACUCUAUUCAACAACACAAUUACUAAUAUAACAACACAGUUACCUGACAUUCAGAUGGUAACAGGAGAACUUUAAAUAUAAUUCCUGAUUGAGCGUACAUUAGGUAUUCAACGGAUUUGAAAUGCAGAUGCAUACAUGAUAAAAUGAUUAGGGUUUGAUGAUAAUGAAAUCAAACCUUGUACAGAUCCCGUAUCCAACGGAUUUGAAAUG
Molecule: messenger RNA, 2464 nt
Organism: Owenia fusiformis
Lineage: Eukaryota; Metazoa; Annelida; Polychaeta; Sabellida; Oweniidae
Source: the annotation of a GenBank genome assembly